AUGAGCAAUAUAGACUUGGACAAGCCCCGUUACGACCAGAGCGUAUAUUCGGGGCGCGCCAAACACUUCCUCCUGCUUACCAAUCCCCUGAACAUACUGGCAAGCGACAAGGAGCUGGACGAUGCGAAGAAAAUCGUCGACGAGUUCAGAAAAACGCGCAAGAUGCCAGCAGGCUACGACGAGGAUAAGCUGUGGGAGAAGAAAUACUUAUACGACAGCGCCUUCCACCCUGACACUGGCGAGAAGAUGUUCGUGCUCGGCAGAAUGGCGGCCCAGGCGCCGAUGAACACGCUAAUAACUGGCGGGAUGAUCACGUUCUACAAAACAACACCGGCUACCGUGUUCUGGCAAUGGCUCAAUCAGACCUUCAACGCCCUCGUCAACUACACCAACCGUUCUGGCGACGCGCCGAUCAGCACUACGCAACUGUUCGCUUCGUACUGCGCCGCGUGCGGUGGAGCUUUGGGCACGGCGUUGUACCUCAACAGCAAAGUCAAGAACAUGAAGCCGAUAUACGCGCGUCUGGUGCCGUUCGCGGCCGUAUGCGGCGCCAACUUCAUCAACAUCCCGAUGAUGAGGAGCAACGAGCUGAUGAGCGGCACGCCCGUGUUCACGCCCGACGGCCAAAGGGUGGGCGAUUCGAAGAACGCCGCCCGCAUGGGCAUCGGCCUAGUGUGUAUCUCGCGCGUGUUCAUGGCCCUCCCCGGGAUGACCUUAACGCCCGUCAUCACGAACAUUGCCACUAAGCGUGGACUGUUCAACAAGUACCCAUUCGCCGCGAUGCCGUUCCAACUUAUACUGGUCGGCAUGUGCGUCACUUUCGCGACUCCGCUCUGCUGCGCCCUCUUCGAGCAGAAGGCGACGCUGAGCGUCGACAAACUCGAGCCAGAGCUUAGGGAGAAGGUCAAGGAGAAAUAUCCUGGCCUUUCUGAGGUGGUGUUCAACAAAGGAUUG
Molecule: messenger RNA, 954 nt
Organism: Iphiclides podalirius (scarce swallowtail)
Lineage: Eukaryota; Metazoa; Arthropoda; Insecta; Lepidoptera; Papilionidae
Source: the annotation of a GenBank genome assembly